Messenger RNA from Ambispora leptoticha, 501 nucleotides. The record is from the annotation of a GenBank genome assembly. NCBI's taxonomy places the organism in Eukaryota, Fungi, Glomeromycota, Glomeromycetes, Archaeosporales, Ambisporaceae.
AUGAAAUUGUCUGUAAUUCUUUUACCGGUAAUUCUUUUACUCGCUCCCCUCAUUCUUGUUGUGAUGGCGUCAUUUACUACAGUCGCUGUCGUAACUUCUGUGCUAGCUCUAAUAGUCGUGUGGGUGCGAUUAGGUUUUCUUGCCGCAGAAUUCUCGGGUGGUGUUUUAAUGGACAUUGUUGGGUGGGGAAUGAGAAAAUGGGUUAAAGCAGAAGAUCAGACGAACGUCAAGGUUGCUAAAACCAAAGUUGAGAAUAAAAAGAUCAACUCGAAAGAAUACAACUCAUAUCAUCAACAUAAACAAAAGAAGCAACAACGUAAACAGCAGAAGGAAUUAAAUCGAGUCGCCGCCGCAAAAGUUAAUAUGUGGGAAACCAAUAAGAUUUCUGUGAAUUUCGAAGAUAAGGUUCUCUUGAAAGAGCUUGCUCUCAAUGGCGGCGAGUUUUAUGCAAAACGCCCGCAUGGAAGAAGAGCGAAAAGUGACAAUAAUUAUACUUUAUAA